Pristis pectinata (smalltooth sawfish) is the source of this 5094-nucleotide messenger RNA. RefSeq names its product BCLAF1 and THRAP3 family member 3-like. Bases 363 to 2669 code for a protein of 768 amino acids. Gene Ontology annotation, biological process: positive regulation of transcription by RNA polymerase II. Gene Ontology annotation, cellular component: mediator complex. NCBI's taxonomy places the organism in Eukaryota, Metazoa, Chordata, Chondrichthyes, Rhinopristiformes, Pristidae. Gene Ontology annotation, molecular function: transcription coregulator activity; DNA binding. The record is from RefSeq and is a predicted model, not a curated record. The transcript is spliced from 11 exons.
CGAUGCAAUAUGCUGCAUGAAGUUGCAUGACUAAUACACGCAGGGACGUACCACCCUACUAGAGAGCGACGGCAGCGACAGCGCGCAUGCGCCACUCGCUCGGAGUGAGCCUGCGCAAAGUGGUGACGCAGAACAGAAGUUGUCGCUGCCGCAGGGGAGGCUCAGGUUGUUGUUGGUGUUUCGGCAGCUUCGGGCAGCGGGGGAACCGAGCAGACAUCGGAGAAAGGGGCGGCAGCGCGGGUACAGCUAGCGCUCACCUCACCUACACCGCGGGAGAGUCGGCGGAUCGGAUCCGGUCUUGAGGAGACUUCGUGGGUCCCUCUGAAACCGGCGGCCACUCGGGUUCUUUAUUGCCUGGUAUAAUGGUUCGCUCGAGGUCAAGAUCCCCAAGAUGGAAGCAUAGGUCAAUCUCGCCAGUCUAUGGAAGAAGCCAAGAAUACCAUGUUGAGAGGCCUUUGUAUCAGUCACAUAAUAGUGAAUCAAGAGGAUUCAGUCAAAGCUCAGGAAGACCUACACAGUGGAGGGGACAACAGGAUAAAUGGAACGAAACAGGCAGUGUAGAAUCAAGAUCAGGAGAUGCACAAUAUGGUAACGUUCAUCAUAAGGUUUUUGAAUAUAGACAGCUUUCCCCAAUUGCAAGAAGAGUGGGAUCUGAACAUACAGUGGGGAGAAACUUUUACCCACAAGAAAGAGAAGGAAAUCGAUCUCAUACACUCCUUUCAAGAUCUGUUGAAGAAAAUCCAUACCAUGAUCACGAUGAGAGGCAUCAUGACAGCAGUGACUGGCACCAUGAAUGGCACCAUAGCCAUAGUGAUCGCCACCAUGGUCACAGUGAACGGCACCAUGAUGAUGAUGAUGAAUGGCGUAAUGACCAUGACGACCGGCAUUAUCAUCAGAAUGCAGAAAUCUUGACUCAUUACAAAUCGUCUGAUGAAAAAUCCAAGGCUGUUAGAGGUGAUCCACAAACAAAUUCUUAUGAUCGACCAGGUACUACCUCUUAUGGCUGUGCAGAAAAGUGGCGUGACUCUGAAGGCUUUAGAAGUCAUGGUUUACAUGAGGAAAGGCACUCAGGUUCUUUACGUUUUCCUGGAAGACGGUCUGAAGAGUUUCUGGAAAGGAACUCCUACCAGAAGAGGUAUCCUGAGGAUGAUGAUGUCAAAGGGUACAGAGAAGCAUCUGGAAGAAGCUGGGUGCCAGGAAAGCAUGAGGCAGUAGAUCAUGAACGAGAUUUAAAAUGGAGAGGGGAAAAGUUGCCUCAUUAUAGAAAAACCUACACUUCUGCAUUAUACAAUGACUCUGAAAAUGUGCGUAUUAAAGAUGAAUCAAGAGCCUGGUAUAGUGACAGUGAUCGCUUUGAAGAGUGUAUGCAGGUAAAGAGUGGGUUUGCACAUUCGCAAAAAUAUCCUGAAAUGCACUCAUCUUCUGAGCAUCACCAGGGCUUUUCUGGUGAAAGACAGCAAAGAUACUCAAGUAAAGAUAAAGAAUAUACGACUGGCUCCUCAAGUACAAAAGAGGUGAGUCGUUUUCACAGUAGUAGCAGGAGGUCAGGUACUGAUGUGAACAAAGCAGAGGGUCACCACUCUGUGUCGAGCAAAUAUCCAGUUCCUGAGCAUUACUCUGACAGGUUUCCACGUGCAGGCAAGAAAGAAGUGAGCCCAAGAUAUACAACCUCAGCCACCAGGGGGCGAGUGGAAAGAGGAAAGGAGUUCAGAAAUCGUUCCGAUUUUUCUAAGGACCAGCGUGAUGAUGCUCCUAAGCGAUCAAACCAUAGAUCUUAUCACAUGGCAACUUCACGUUGUGCUACUAAUAAUGAACGAGACAAUACAACUGAGUCCUUGACCAUCAAGUUAGACAUGAAGAAGACUGUGAACAAAUGCAGGCCUACAUCAAGCCAUGCUUCAGAGAGACUAAUGUCUCGGGAUUUGGUUAGUGUUGGCAAGAAACGAGAUGAGUUCCAUCAUGUGUUUGAGCAUAUGGGUUCAUCAUUGAAGGCUAACCCGAAUAUCUCUUCAGGAGAAUUUGCCCAGGAGAUAAUCACUUUGGUGCACCAAAUUAAAGAAGAUCAUUUUAAGUCUUCUGUUCUAACUUUGCAUGACCGCUUCUCAAAGUUACAAAAUGCACAAAGUCCACAAAAAGAGGGGAAACACCUGGGUCCUGAGAUUCACAGACGGAUUGACAUGUCAUUGGCAGACUUGCACAACCGAGAAAGGAAACCUGUUGGAAGAAAGACAAGCACAUGGGUUGCAGUAAAUCCAGAUGAUCUUCGUCAUGACAUAGAGAGGAGGAGGAAGGAAAGGUUACGUGACAAGUAUGAGGAGUCCUUUCAAACUGUGGAGAACAAGUUGCUUUCUCACAGAUCUGAGAGGAAUGUAAAGUCUCGUUCAUCCACUCGAGUGAAAACAUCAAGAAAUCCACACUUUAAGGAGCCAACAACUGGGCUUGUGGAGCAUCGAGUGAGAGUACCAAAAAAACCCAUCACGAAUUUUUCAAAAGAGUAUACAUCAUCUGGGCGAAAGAAGAAUUUCAGUAUUGAGUCGAAAUAUCGGCGUCUAUAUGGUGUUGGUUUUGGACGUACUAAUCCAAGGAUAUUCACCAAACACUUCAGGGAAGGAAUAGUGAGGAAAAGGAGAGAUGAAAGAGAAUUACCCAGCAGUACCACGGACAAAUAAUUAACCUGGAAGAGUUCAGCUCUUAACUGUUCAUAAAGAAAAUCUCCAGAGGACAACUUUAGUUGGAAUAAAUCUAAAUGCCUGUUGCAGACUGCUGUAAAUCCUACUAUUUGUUCACCUUAUUUCACUGUAGUUAGUGAUACAUAAAACACUUUUUUUUAAAGCACCCUGAGUACUCUGGACAUUAGUGAAAAUAGUGUAGUGACAGUGUGAGUUAAUAUAAGAGCACUGUUCUCUGAAUGCUUUUUUUUAACCUUUGCUGCAGUUUCCUACAUGGUCUUCCCAUGAAUAAAUUAGUGUGAGCUGCACAUCGUUUAAAAACUAUGAAUAUUGUGAUUUAAUUACCAAUUUAUUCAAAUAUUAUCAAUGAUGUACCAAGGAUUGAAAGCAGCUACAUUAUGUUUGGAACACUAGGGUUGAUCAACAAUUGAUGAAAUAGGGGGUGGGGUUGGGGGAGAUAUUUGAAAAUUAAAUGUGGAUUUGUUUGUGUACUUUCCCCUUGGCUACGGAGGACUGAACAGAAAAUACUUGUUGCUUAUUGAUGUAGUCUCUGAAUAAAAGUGUUUUUGUUAUAUCAAACUUUAUGUCUGGUUAUGCUCCCAUGAUUGUUCUUUUCAUUUGAUCAUGCAGUUAUGCAUGUGCAAAUAAACUAUGUAAAUAUUUGGGUAAGACAUAUUGUUGCUUGUACUUUGUAGCUCUGUUUUAUUCAAAUGGGAAUUGUUCUCCAAUGUGCUAUUAUGUGUAGGAUUAGCAGAGAAUUCAAUCAAGAAUUUGGAUGAAAUUGGAGGCUCAAAAAAGUGAUAGAAACAAGAAGACCACCAAUCCAGCGAAGACAUGGUACAUUGCAACAAAUAUUGUAAAAGGCCAAGUCAUUCAGGCUAAUGCAAAAAAACAAAGAAUAGAGACAAAUGGGAAUUGUUUUGCCCUUGGAUCUGAUCUUUCACUCGUAUCAAGUUGAUCAUUAGUCCCUUAUAUUGUCAUAAAAUUAGUUGGGGUGGAAUGAGGAAUAUUUAAGAAAAAAAACUUGUAGAUCUUUGUGAUUUUAAGUUCUUGUGCCCAUUCUCAGAUUGGUUCUGAUCAAUUUGGAUACCAGUGUUAAAACUUCACAUGAUUUGUAGUUGGCAACAAGUUUAGUAAUGAGAGUCAAUUGGAAGAAUUUGUUCAUGUUAAAAUUGCAUUUGUUCCUCAACGGACUAAAACAUCAGUGACUAGUUAAAAAACACCUUUUUUUUAAUUUGGCUAUCUAAACAACCCUCAAUUGUCAUAUAACUUGAAUGUUCUGAACUUGCUGUUUUGUGCUUGGAAGAAUCACACAUUUUAUUUCCCUUGGAACUUAUGCAGUCUGAACUGAUUGAACACCUGUUUUAUGAACUUCAUCAGGUUUUGUUAGUUAGCAUUAAUUUUAAUUGCCAAGUGUUGUCCAAGUAACCAUUGUGGCUAUUUGUGGAACCUUUUCAGAGGUCUGGAGAUUGGGACCUUUUCAGAGAUGUUCUUGACCUUUCAUCCAUAGCUGACCUUUUUUGAAAAUAAAACAUUGAUAGUGUGCUAGGAGAGUCAGCUUUAUAUUUCUGGGUGACACUGAAAACUAUCAAAAUCUUCAUUUCUAUGCAAACAUUCCUAUAUGGAGGGAUUGGCUUCAAAAAGCUUAUUGGUAGAUUGCCCAGUGGUUUAAAUAAGUAGUCAUGUAACAUUGAAACAAUUUAUAAAUCCUAACUACUUGUUUCUUUUCCAUAUUUAUAUAAAUAUGUGAGUGAGUUUGCUUUGGAUCUAUAAAGUUACUUCAUGCAUUUGAUCCUCUUUAAUAACCUUCCCAGUUGGCUGAUACACAACUCCACUGGAAAAAUUAUUUCUUUUACCUCUCGUAUGCAGAAUGCUUUGGUAACUUUUGUUGGUAGUGAUAAUGUGAUAUGGCAGUACUUAUAAAACCAGAAUACUGGAAAUGCUCAGCAGAUCAAGCAGCAUCUCUGGAGAACAAAACAGUAUUCAUUUCAAGUCUAUUCCCUUUCAUCCAAACAUAAUUUUGUUAAUAGCUUUCUAACAGUUGACUGUGCAUAGUGAUGUUUUAUUUUAAACUGUUUUAGCAUUGAAGGGUGUUAAUUUCAUGGCAAGAGUUGGUGGAAAUUACUGAGAAAUUAUCUUGCACUUCACUAGAGCAGCCACAUACAUUUAUUGUCACUGCUUUUAAUCUCAUUGAUAUUAAAAGAAUAUAUUUUUGCUUAUGUUUCAAGGGAACAAAAAGCAAUUUUAUUUUCGCUUUUUAAACCACAUUUAUUGCAUUAGAAUUCUAUGUUGCUUAAACAUUUAUUUGCAUUGUUUACUACCUCAAUUUGUGCAAUUUGGCUGCUUCAUUAAGUUUAAGUGAUGAGACUUUAAAGUUGUGUUCAAUCACAGCAAAAAUACAUGCAUUUAAAGUUUAACAUGUAUA